Molecule: messenger RNA, 1206 nt
Organism: Diplodia corticola
Lineage: Eukaryota; Fungi; Ascomycota; Dothideomycetes; Botryosphaeriales; Botryosphaeriaceae
Product: sodium bile acid transporter family protein
Exons: 3
Coding region: 1-1206 (401 amino acids)
Cellular component (GO): plasma membrane
Source: RefSeq, a predicted model, not a curated record
AUGAAAACGCCAUCGCGACGGCCGCCUGUCACGGCGACGACGACGACGGCAUCAGGAGAACAGCCAAGUGCGCCGCCGUCCGAGAACCGUCCCUCGCCGCAGCACUACCACCCAUUUCUCGCACACCUCAAGACGGCAGCCAACUUCCUGCUCGGCCAAUGGAUGAUCAUCGGCAUCGGAGUCGUGUGCGUGCUGGCCUAUUUCUUCCCGCACGUCGCCGCGCACGGCGGCGUGAUCCGGUCCGAGUACAGCAUCCUGUACGGCGCCGUGGCCGUCAUCUUCCUCAUCUCGGGCCUGUCCAUCGCCGGCACCAAGCUGCUCGUGCACGCCGGCAACUGGCGCCUGCACUGCGUCGUGCAGGGCGCCUCCUUCGCCCUCUGCCCCGUCACCAUGUACGCCUUCGUGCAGGCCAUCGAUGCCGGCGAUACCGCGGGCCGCAUCGAUCGCACGGUGCUGGUGGGCUUUUUGCUGACGGCGUGCAUACCGACGACGAUUGCGUCGAACGUGGUGAUGACGAGGGCGGCCGACGGGGAUGAGGCGGCGGCGCUGGUCGAGGUGUUGUUGGGGAAUGUGUUUGGGCCCGUCAUAUCGCCUGCAUUUACGGUGGCGCUGCUGCCCAAGAGCGAGGCCUUUGAUAUGUGGAAGAAUGUGAGCGGGGAUCUAAACGAGAUGUAUAAGAACGUGUUCAAGUUGCUUGGGUUAAGCGUGUAUCUGCCGCUUGCGAUAGGGCAACUGGGUCGGGACGUUUUGUCUCUUGCUGUUGAUAUGACCCUCUCGACGGAAACCGUGGUCCUGAUUGUCUUCUUCAACAUGGGCGUCUACAUCUUUUGGACCAUCAUCUGCUUCGGCUGUGCGCGGGUCCCCGAGGCUUGGGCGCAUCACACGAAGGGCAUCGUACGGCGUUUCGACAAGCCAGAGGCCAUUGCCAUCUGCUUCUGCGGGCCGGCAAAGACAGCGGCGCUGGGCAUUCCGUUGGUGUACGCCAUGUGGACGAAGUUCCCGACCGAAGUCAAGGCCAGGAUUUCGAUUCCGGUCAUCUUGUACACCACGGAGCAGGUUUUCUGCGCGCAUUUCUUGGUGCAUGCAUUCAAGCGGUGGGCUCGGCGAGAAAAGAUGCGAGACGAGGGCGUCGAGGUAGAACAGGCGGGCGGGCCAGGAAUGGCAGCAGUGGCAGCAGCGGCAGCAGUGGCUUCGGCGACGAGAUAA